Molecule: messenger RNA, 3726 nt
Organism: Branchiostoma belcheri (Belcher's lancelet)
Lineage: Eukaryota; Metazoa; Chordata; Leptocardii; Amphioxiformes; Branchiostomatidae
Product: death-associated protein kinase 1-like
Exons: 12
Coding region: 121-2691 (856 amino acids)
Biological process (GO): regulation of apoptotic process
Molecular function (GO): protein binding
Source: RefSeq, a predicted model, not a curated record
GGUACGCGGCUGUCCGCCAUGUUGGGACGUUUGCUCUUCUGGUUCAAGUUAGAGGUUUCACCAGCACCAGGGAUCCCAGAAACAACUGUCUGAUCCACUAUAGCUGCAGGUAGUGAGGAAAUGGACCUGGACACGUUCUUCACGGCUGUGGAGGAAGGUGACGUGCAGACUGUGAGGAGGGGACUGGACGCUGGGGUGGACGUUAGGGCCAAGAGAGAAUGGCGCAUCUGGGAGCGAACAUCCCUGCAUGUGGCCAGCAGGUCCGGGCAGACUGCAGUAGCAGAACUGUUGAUCAAACACGGCGCUGAUCUGGAGGCGAGGGACAGAAUCCAGAACACACCUUUGCAUUAUGCUGCUUCUGGAGGCCACACCGGGACUUGUGAGCUUCUGAUUCGUCAUGGGGCAGACGUGACGGCCAGGAAUGACGACACACCUUUGCAUUGGGCUGCUGAUGUGGGCCACACCGGGACUUGUGAGCUUCUGAUUCGUCAUGGGGCAGACGUGACGGCCAGGAAUGUGGCCGAGAACACACCUUUGCAUUGGGCUGCUGGUGGGGGCCACACCGGGACUUGUGAGCUUCUGAUCCGUCAUGGGGCAGACGUGACGGCCAGGAAUGUGGACGCGGUGCAAGAAAGGUCCUACCAUGAGCUGCUGCAGAAGUCUGGCGGAGUGAAGAUCGACAGGUGUAAGACGUUCGUGUUUGGAAUGGCGGGAACGGGAAAGUCCACACUGAAGAUUAGCUUUAAAAGAGUACGGGUGGAUGUUGGGACGUUCCAUAUUCCAGGGGUGGGGGAGGUCAGCCUGUGGGAUUUUGCUGGGCAGUCGGAGUACGCGGUAACCCACAGUAUGUUCAUGGAUGCAGAGAACACCAUCUUCAUUGUCCUGUACAACAUCAUGGUCGACACCGAGACACAAGAAAAACAGGUCCACUGGUGGCUUUGCUUCAUCAAGUCCUGCAACCCAAACCGCCAGCCUGACGUCAUCUUAGUGGCCAGCCAUGCGGACAAAGUGUCACUCAACACAGGGAAACGCCGAGCUGCCCAACUUUUGCAACUAAUGACGUCAGAGUUCAAGGACCACCUCCGUAUCUCAGACGAAGUGUUCCUGAUGAACUGUAAGGAAACCAGAACACCUGAGAUGGACCGACUCAAGAAACUGCUGGCUAAGAUGAAGACGGCCAUGUUGGAACACCAACGGAAGAUGCCCAAGCUGUGCGCAAAAAUCAUGAAGCAGCUGCCCAGCUGGUGCCAGACGAAGUGCAGCCCGAAGUGUCCUGUACUGAGGUGGCCAGACUACCUGGACGCAGUCAAAGAGAUCGACCCACAUGUGGAUGAGGACUUCCUACGGGAGUCUACACGGUAUCUGGACCAUCUCGGGGAGAUCAUCUUCAUCUGUCCGAGUUCUUCUGAUCCCAUCAUUGUCCUGAAGCCCAACUGGCUCUGCACAGACGUCAUCGGUCCAAUGAUGGCACCAGUCAACUUCCCCAUUCCCCGCCCGGAGAGAACAAGCGAAGACUACGUCACCAGGGAGGAGAUCGAGCGCGUCUUCCAAGACGUUGCUGACGUGGAUCUCCUCAUCACUCUGCUGCAAGAGUUCCAGCUCUGCCACUCCUAUGACGGACAGACCUUCAUCUUCCCAGGGCUGCUGACACAAACCAUGCCUGCUGACAAGUGGCAACCAACGCCUGAGCCAAAGGUGGUCUACUUUGGGAAGCAAGUCCAGUGUGCCGACUCCACUGACAUGUUCUCCUCCGGGUUCUUCCCCCGAGUGCAGACCCGCCUGAUGAGGGAGCAGGAGAAUCGCCCGCUGCUGUGGAGAGAUGGUGUCAAGUGUGUGGACGGGGAUGUGGAAGGUCUGAUCAAACUCUCUCCGGACGGCCGUACAGUCAACAUCUGUGUCCGGAGUGUGCAGGGUGACAAGGAGCAGUGUGGCAAGAUGCUGCAGCAGCUGGAGAACAUCAUCGCUGAGGUGCUGGAAGAAAGCAGCCCAGGGACAGGCACAGUCGAGAAGGUGCUCAGCGCUCGUGCACUGAAGGAACACAGGGAGGAAUUCUACUCCUACGGCAUGGAGGAGAUCAGCAAGGCAGCAGCAGAGGGCGGUAGAAUCGUCCACCCCAUCCUCGGGUUCACAGAACAGGUCAGUGACCUGCUGUACGUGGAGACCCCGCUCACCAGGAACCGCCCAGAACUGGUCCAGGCCUUGCGGCACGUGGAGCCAAUCCUGGACCACCUGCAGGCACGUGACAUCCUGACUGUGGAGGAAUGUGACGUCAUCAGGGCCAACGCCACGCCCCAGCAUCGCGCACGCGCACUGCUGGACACCGUGGGGAGGAAGGGAGAAGACGCAGUCCAGGUGUUCCAGUCCGUCCUGGGGGAGGUUGACGCCCGUGCAGCAGACAUGCUGAUGGCCACACGGCAGGCCGAUGAGGUACAAGACAAAGAAGACCAGCUGACUAGACACCGUCCUGAGCUGGUACAGGCCCUGAGGCACGUGGAACCGGUCCUGGACCACCUGCAGGCCACGGAGGUUCUCAGCACCGAGGAGUGUGACGUCAUCAGGGCCAACGCCACGCCCCAGGACCGCGCACGCGCACUGCUGGACACCGUGGGAACUAAGGGAGGAGACGCACGUCAGGUGUUCAAGGUCGUCCUGGAAGAGGUGAACCCGGAGGCGGCGGAAAUGUUGGAGUAAAUUUGGACUUAAAGGCUUGCUCAGAACUUACUUAACGUGCUUGUGCUAAACAUCUAAAUUUGUGUCAUUUGUGACAUAGAAAACUGUGUGAUACUGACAUGUGCGUUUUUGUUCUUAGCACAUAAUAUUUGUUUUCCUUAAUCAUUGUUGAUAUCGGAGUGUCAGGAGUUCAGGACCCUACUUAGCCGACUACUUUCUGCUUGUGGCAGCGUUGCUUUCAAACACUGGCGUUCCUAUUUGUGCAUAGCUACUCACUACAAGCCGGAGGCGGAAAAAUGCGAAGUUCAAUUUAUUCCAGAGCCCUUGUAUGUGCAAAGCUCCUAGCAAGUAGCAAAACAAACAUUUAAUAAUACAUGUAUGUGCUUAAGAAUGAGCCAAAAGGUAGAUGUUUCAUGUAUGGAUAUCCUUUAUUUUGUUCAGAUCGGAAUACCAGAAUCAGACUAUUUGCUUCUUGCGUGUAUUAUAGAGAUAAUUCUUCUUUAUCUGAUGCCAGUUGCAAUUAUAACAGUUUUGGCGAUAUUUGCAAUAAGUGAAAACACACUUUUACUAACUGUCAUGUUAGACCAGAAGCACUAUAAAAUCAAUACAGUAAACGUUAAAACGGUUCUUUCACCGCUCACGCUCUCAAAGCACAUCUUUUAACAAGGACAUGAUUGCUUUUAAGAAAGUCGUAGCAGCUGGAAAUAAAAUAUAAUUGUCUACAAUAUGGAAAGGUUUCAAUGAUUAUCAUUUUAAUAUAGGUUUGAUCAUUAAAGAUCAUUAAAAAUACUACAAAAGUGCACAAUGUGGGUAACUCUCACUGAUUAUCAUGUGAGCAUAUUUGACUUCUGAGCUAUGAGUAGAAACAUCAGGUAAAUGAACAAGAUUUGUUCUGAAUGUAAACUUCUUGUGUUGGGUUAACGUUUUGUGAAUACUUCCUCAUAGAUGUUCAACAAAACACCUGUAGUCAAUACAAAAUAAAAUACAUAGACGAAGUAUAAAGACAUUCCUUCAAUGUACGGAUUUGAAAUGAAACAUAUGAUCAAAGGAUAUUGC